Molecule: messenger RNA, 1536 nt
Organism: Tinamus guttatus (white-throated tinamou)
Lineage: Eukaryota; Metazoa; Chordata; Aves; Tinamiformes; Tinamidae
Gene: CPQ
Product: carboxypeptidase Q
Biological process (GO): proteolysis; peptide catabolic process; thyroid hormone generation
Molecular function (GO): metallodipeptidase activity
Source: RefSeq, a predicted model, not a curated record
AGGCCAUCCAUAGAAAAGAAAAGAAAAAAUGAAGUACCCAAUCUUAAUACUUUUCAUGAAUUUCUUAACACAGUAUGCUGGGAAGUCUCUGAGCAGAGAUGGCAAUUACCCCAAAGCAUUUGAAGACAUUAAAAAAGAGAUUGCUGGAUAUUCCAGCAUUGCUAAAGAUAUUAUUGACCUUGCUGUUUAUGGAAAAGCUCAGAACAGGUCCUACGAAAGAUUAGCAGUUUUUGCUGAUACCAUAGGACCGAGACUGAGUGGUUCCGAGAAUCUCGAUGCAGCCAUCAAGUAUAUGUUCAGGGCCCUGCAGGAAGAUGGGCUGGAAAAUGUGCACCUGGAGCCUGUAAAAGUGCCUCACUGGGAAAGAGGAGAAGAGCUUGCCAUGAUGCUGGAACCAAGGAAACACAGCAUUGCUAUUUUAGGACUUGGGAACAGCAUUGCAACUGCACCAGAAGGAGUUACAGCAGAAGUCAUCGUGGUGGCCUCUUUCGACGAGCUCCGCAGAAGAGCUCCAGAAGCCAAGGGGAAGAUCGUUGUCUACAACCAGCCGUUCAUCACGUACUGGCAGAGCGUGCAGUACAGGUCACGGGGCGCCGUGGAAGCCGCGAAGGUCGGAGCAGUGGCAUCCCUCAUUAGAUCCGCGGCCUCUCUUUCUAUCCGUAGCCCACAUACUGGAUGGCAGAAUUACCAGCCGGGUGUACCCCCGAUUCCUACUGCCUGCAUCUCUGUGGAAGAUGCUGAAAUGAUGUCACGAAUGUCUCUGCGGGGCACAAAGAUCGUUGUGUACCUGAAGCUGGGUGCCAAGACCUAUCCAGAUGCUACUUCCUUUAACACUGUGGCAGAGAUAGUUGGAAGCAAGUUCCCAGAGCAGAUUGUAUUGGUCAGUGGACAUCUGGACAGCUGGGAUGUUGGGCAGGGAGCUAUGGACGAUGGUGGUGGAGCAUUCGUAUCAUGGGAAGCAUUAUCUCUUGUUAAGGACCUGGGGCUUCGCCCAAAGAGGACUCUGCGCCUGGUGCUGUGGACAGGAGAAGAACAAGGAGGAAUAGGUGCAGAGCAAUACUAUCAGUUACACAAGGAAAAUAUCUCCCAUUUUGAUAUUGUCAUGGAGUCUGAUGAGGGCACCUUCAAGCCAAUGGGACUGGCUUUUACUGGUACCAAUGAAGCUCGUGACAUUGUGAGAGAGAUCAUGACGCUCCUGCUGCCUGUCAAUAUUACGGAUAUUUAUGACCCUGCAGAAGGAACAGACAUUGAUCACUGGAUGAGGGCCGGGGUGCCAGGUGCCAGCUUGCGUGAUGACAUCAGUAAAUACUUCUGGUUUCAUCAUUCUCGUGGGGACACAAUGACAGUUCAGGAUCCAAACCAGAUGAAUCUCUGUGCUGCUGUUUGGACUGUCGUCUCCUAUGUAAUUGCUGACAUGGAGGAGAUGUUGCCAAGGUAAUAAAACAGCAAGAGAGAAGAUUUCUGUUCUUCAGUAAAGAUUAUGAGUCCCCUAAUGUCUGCAGUCUACAUCUGUGGGAAAUUCCUUUUUUCACGCUG